AUGGCAGACCCCAGCGUUGACGACGCCAAGUUCCUCUUCCUGGAGAACGACUUCAGCAGCAGCGUUGCGCAAGCUGAUUGGUCGGCCAAGAAGAUGGUGUGGAUCCCUUCGGAGAGGGAGGGCUUUGAGGCUGCGAGCGUUACCAAGGAGACGGGAGAUGAGGUGCUGGUGGAGCUGUCCAACGGGCAGAAGCUGAAGGUGAACAAGGAGGACGUCCAGAAGAUGAACCCGCCCAAGUUCAACAAGGUGGAGGACAUGGCGGCGCUCACCUUCCUGAACGAAGCCUCGGUGCUGCACAACCUGAAGGACCGCUACUACUCCAGCCUGAUCUACACGUACUCUGGGCUGUUCUGUGUGGUGGUGAACCCCUACAAGAUGCUGCCCAUCUACUCAGAGAAGGUGGUGGAGAUGUACAAGGGGAAGAAACGCCAUGAAGUCCCACCACACAUCUACUCCAUCACAGACAACGCUUACAGGAACAUGAUGCAAGACCGUGAGGAUCAGUCCAUUCUUUGCACAGGGGAGUCAGGAGCUGGGAAGACGGAGAACACUAAGAAGGUGAUCCAGUACCUGGCCGUGGUCGCCUCCUCCCACAAGGUCAAGAAGGACAGCAGCCCUCAGCAGCCGGCCGGAUCCCUGGCAUACGGGGAGCUGGAGAAGCAGCUGCUGCAGGCCAACCCCAUCCUGGAGGCCUUCGGGAACGCCAAGACCAGCAAGAACGACAACUCCUCCCGCUUCGGCAAGUUCAUCAAGCUGAACUUCGACGUGACGGGUUACAUCGUGGGAGCCAACAUCGACACCUACCUGCUGGAGAAGUCCCGCUGUAUCCGGCAGGCGGCGGUGGAGAGAGCCUUCCACAUCUUCUACUACAUGGUGGCCGGGGCCAAGGACAGCCUGCGAGAGGAGCUCCUGCUGGAGGACUUCAGCAGCUACCGGUUCCUGAUGUCCGGUCACGUGGAGAUCCCGGGGCAGGAGGACGACCAGAUGUUUGAGGAGACGCUGGAGGCCAUGGAGAUCAUGGGCUUCACCCAGGAGGAGAGGACAGGAAUGCUGAAGGUGGUGUCGACGGUUCUCCAGCUGGGGAACGUCAAAUUUGAGAAGGAGAGGAACAGCGAGCAGGCCUCCAUGCCGGAUGACACGGCUGCCCAGAAGCUGUGCCACCUGCAGGGCAUCAACGUGACGGACUUCAGCCGCGCCGUCCUCACCCCCCGCAUCAAGGUGGGCCGCGAGGUGGUGCAGAAGGCCCAGACCAAGCAGCAGGCUGACUUUGCCAUCGAGGCGCUGGCCAAGGCGAUGUACGAGCGACUGUUCCGGUGGAUCCUGGCUCGGGUCAACAAGACGCUGGAUAAGAGCAAGAGGCAGUCCUCUUCCUUCCUGGGCAUCCUGGACAUCGCCGGCUUCGAGAUCUUUGAGGACAACUCCUUUGAGCAGCUGUGCAUCAACUACACCAACGAGCGGCUGCAGCAGCUGUUCAACCACACCAUGUUCACCCUGGAGCAGGAGGAGUACCAGCGUGAGGGCAUCGAGUGGACCUUCAUCGACUUCGGCCUGGACCUUCAGCCCUGCAUCGAGCUCAUCGAGAGGCCGAACAACCCUCCAGGCAUCCUGGCCCUUCUGGACGAGGAGUGCUGGUUCCCCAAGGCCACGGACGUGUCCUUCGUGGAGAAGCUGCUCAGCACCCACACCGCCCACGUCAAGUUCUCCAAACCCAAGCACCAGGACAAGCUGAUCUUCACCGUGCUACACUACGCCGGCAAGGUGGACUACAAUUCUGACAGCUGGCUGACCAAGAACAUGGACCCCCUGAACGACAACGUGACCGGCCUGCUGAGCAACUCCUCCAGCCCCUUCAUCCAGGACCUCUGGAGAGAACUGGACCGCGUGGUCGGCCUGGAGACCAUCAACAAGUCCAAGAAGGGGAUGUUCCGGACGGUGGGGCAGCUGCACAAGGAGUCCCUGGGGAGGCUGAUGACCACGCUGAACAACACGCAGCCCAACUUCAUCCGCUGCAUCAUCCCCAACCACGAGAAACGGCCGGGGAAGAUGGACGCCCAGCUGGUGCUGGAGCAGCUGCGGUGCAACGGAGUCCUGGAGGGCAUCAGGAUCUGCAGGCAGGGCUUCCCCAACCGCAUCCUCUUCCAGGAGUUCAGACAGAGGUAUGAGCUGCUGGCUGCUAAGGCGAUCCCCAAAGGCUUCAUGGAUGGGAAGCAGGCCUGCGCUCUGAUGGUGACCCACCUGGACCUGGACCCUAACCUGUUCCGGAUCGGUCAGAGUAAGAUGUUCUUCCGGACGGGGGUCCUGGCUCAGCUAGAGGAGGAGAGGGACCUCAAGAUCACCGUGGUAACCAUCGCCUUCCAGGCCCACAGCCGUGGCCACCUGGCACGCAGGGCGUUCGCUAAGAAGCAGCAGCAGUUAGGAGCCAUGAAGAUUCUGCAGAGGAACUGUUCCUGUUACCUGAAGCUGAGAACCUGGCAGUGGUGGAGACUGUUUACCAAGGUGAAGCCGCUGCUGCAGGUGACCCGACAGGAUGAGGAAAUGGGUCAGCGGGAGGAGGAGCUUAAAGCAGCCAAUGACAUUGCAGUCAAGAGCCAGGAAGAGCUGAGGGAGGUGUCACUCAAACACACAAAGCUCCUGGAGGACCGGGCCCAGCUGGAGGCGCGCCUCCUUGCGGAGACGGAGCUCUGCGCGGAGGCGGAGGAGGAGCGGAGCCGCCUGGAGGCCAAGAGGCAGGAGCUGGAGGAGGUGCUGCACGAGAUGGAGGCGCGGCUCGAGGAGGAGGAGGAGCACAGCAACGCAGUGCAGCAGGAGAAGAGGAGCAUGGAGGAGCAGCUGCAGGCCCUGGAGGCUCAGCUGUCCGAGGAGGAGGCCGGACGGCAGCUCCUCCUGCAGGAGAAGGAGGCGGUGGAGGGGCGGGCGAGGAGGCUGGAGGAGGAGGUGAACCUGAUGGAGGACCAGCACACCAAGCUGCACAAGUCCCUAGAGGAGCGUCUCUCUGACCUGACCUCCAGCCUGGCGGAGGAGGAGGAGAAGUCCCUGAACCUCAGCAAGCUGAAGAGCAAACAGGAGAGCAUGAUCUCCCAGCUGGAGGUGCGUCUGAACAAGGAGGAGAAAGCCCGUCAGGAUGGAGAUAAGUGUCGGAGGAAGCUGGAGGCGGAGCUUGCGGAGCUGCAGGAGCGAUUGGUCGAUCUGCAGACCCAGCUAGACGACCUCCGAGCUCAGCUCACGCUCAAGGAGAACGAGCUGCUGGCCAGCCAGACGCAGCUGGAGCAGGAGAGCAGAGGGAGGCAGGCGGCUGUGAGGCGUCUGGCGGAGCUGGAGGAGGUGCUGGCGGAGCAGCAGGAGGACCUGGAGGGGGAGAAGGAGGUGCGCGGGCGGGUGGAGAAGGCCAACAGGGAGCUGGGGGAGGAGCUGAACUCCCUGCGCAGCGAUCUGGAGGACAGCCUGGACUCCACCGCCGCCCAGCAGGAGCUACGGGCGCGGCGGGAGCAGGAGGUGGCGGCCCUGAAGCGCUCCCUGGAGCAGGAGGUGCAGGCCUCCCAGGCGCGGCUCCAGGAGCUCCGCAGCAAACACAGCCAGACGCUGGAGGAGGUCAAGGAGCAGCUGGAGCAGACCAAGAGGGUGAAGGCGGGGCUGGAGAAGUCUAAGCAGGUUCUGGAGAAGGAAGUGAUGUCGCUCGAAGCCCAGGUGAGCUCUCUGUCCGCCGCCAAACAGGAAGUGGACCACAGGAAGAAGAAGGUGGAAGGUCAGCUGGCCGACGCCCAGAGGCACCUGGAGGCCAGCGAGACUCAGAGGGCGGAGCUAGGGGAUCAGCUGGCCUGUAUGAGCGCUGAGCUGGACGGGGUGUCGUCGCUCCUCAGCGAGGCCGAGGGGAAGAGCCUCAAACUGGGGAAAGAGGUCUCCAGCCUUGGCACCCAGCUCCACGACACCCAGGAGGUGCUGGCGGAGGAGGCGCGGCAGAAGCAGAGCCUGGCGGCCCGGCUCCGUCAGACGGAGGAGGACCGGAACCACCUGGCGGAGAACCUGGAGGAGGAGAGCGAGGCCAAGCGGGCGGUCGAGAGGCAGGCUUCCAGCCUCAACAUGCAGCUGGUGGAGGUGAGGAAGAGGCUGGAGGAGGCGUCGGAGGCGGGGGAGGCGCUGGAGGAGGGGAGGCGCCGGCUGCAGCGGGACCUGGAGGAGGCGCGGGGGGAGUACGAGGAGAAGGCGUCUGCGUGUGAGAAGCUGGAGAGGAGCAGGAGCCGGCUGCAGCAGGAGCACGAGGACCUCCUGGGGGAGCUGGACGGACGCCGCCAGCUGCUCGCCACCCUGGAGAAGAAGCAGAAGAAGUUUGACCAGAUGCUGGGGGAGGAGCGAUUGGCGUCCAGCCGGCAGGUGGAGCAGCGGGAGCGGGCGGAGGCGGAGCUGAGGGAGAAGGAGACGAAGAUGCUGGCAUUGGGGAGGACUCUGAAGGAGAAGGAGGAGGUGCUGGAGGAGAUGGAGAAGAGCAUGAAGACCAUGAGGACCGAGAUGGAGGAGCUGCUCAGCUCCCAGGACGAUGUGGGCAGGAACGUGCACCACCUGGAGAAGGAGCGGCGUGCGCAGGAGGCCGUGCUGGAGGAGGCGCGGCUGCAGAUGGACGAGCUGGAGGACGAGCUGCAGGCGGCGGAGGACGGGCGGCUGCGCCUGGAGGUCGGGGGUCAGGCGCUCCGGGCCCAACACGAGAGGGAGCUCCAGGCCGCUGAGCAGGCCGCCGAGGAGCAGCGCCGACAGAUGCUCAGACAGGUGACCGAGCUGGAGUCGGUCCUGGAGGAGGAGAAGAGGCAGAGGAGCCAGGCGCUGGCUGCCCGCAGGAGGCUGGAAGGAGAGUUGAAGGAGCAGGAGGACCUGACGGAGGCCACUAGCCGAGGCCGCGAGGAGGCCCUCAAACAGCUCCGCAAGGCCCAGGCCCAGCAGAAGGAGCUCCAGAGGGAGGUGGAGGAGUCUCGCCUGGCCCAGAGGGAGGUGCUGUCCUCCGCCCGGGAGGCUGAGAGGAGGCUGAGGACAAUGGAGGCCCAGACGCUGCAGCUGCAGGAGGAGGUGUCGUCGGCGGAGCGUGGACGGAGGCAGGCGGAGGCGGAGCGGGACGAGCUGACGGAGGAGCUGGCCAGCUCCUCCUCAGGGAGGUCUUUGGGUUCUGAGGAGAAGCGUAAUCUGGAUGCAAAGAUCUAUCAGCUGGAGGCAGAGCUGGAGGAGGAGCAAUCCAACGUGGAGAGCCUCUCUGAUAGGCUGAGGCAGAGCCAGCAGCAGGGGGAGCUGCAAGCUGGGGAGCUGGCCUCCGAGCGCUACUCCUCCCAGACCAGAGAGGCGUCCCUCCAGUUGCUGGAGCGGCAGGUCCACCAGCUCACUGCCAAGAUGGCCGACAUGGAGGCCCAGGGCAGGGCCAAGCUCCGCUCCGCCGUCGUCGCCCUGGAAACCAAACUCAGAGAGGCUGAGGAGCAGCUGGAGGCAGAGAACAGGGAGCGACAGGCCGGUGCCCGGGUGGUGCGGCAGAAGGACAAGAAGGUGAAGGAUCUCACGGUGCAGAUGGAGGAGGAGAGGAAGCAGAGCCAGCAGCACAAGGACCAGGUGCAGAAGGCUGGCGUCCGCGUGAAGCAGCUGAAGAGGCAGCUGGAGGAGGCGCUGGAGGAGGCGCAGCGCUCCACCGCUGCCCGCAGGAGGCUGCAGAGAGAGGUGGAGGAGGCCCAGGAGAACAACGAGGCCCUCAACCAGGAGGUGUCCUCCCUCAGGAGCAAGAUCAGAAAUUUUGAUCAGCCUUCCUCUACUCUAUUCUAGCUCUAUCAUAGAUAUACCUGUGCAACUUCUCUACUCUAUUCUGGCUCUAUACUAUAUAUA
Gadus chalcogrammus (walleye pollock) is the source of this 5847-nucleotide messenger RNA. Its product is annotated as myosin-11-like. NCBI's taxonomy places the organism in Eukaryota, Metazoa, Chordata, Actinopteri, Gadiformes, Gadidae. Gene Ontology annotation, molecular function: actin filament binding; ATP binding; cytoskeletal motor activity. The record is from RefSeq and is a predicted model, not a curated record. The transcript has 42 exons. Gene Ontology annotation, cellular component: myosin complex. The coding region runs from base 1 to 5787 and encodes 1928 amino acids.